AUGAGCAGUGAUCCAGAACCAGUCACAUGUCCUGACCUUGGUAAACUGGCCACCUUGCCAUUCCACCAGUCUGCUCCUGGAAGCAAUGGGCACUUCUUGGAAGGGACCCCACAUUGGGCAUGUGCGGUGCUUGAAAUGAGUCUCUCCUUCGCCAUGGGAGCCACGGAGUGUGUGCUCCUGGGCAUGAUGGCGUUUGAUCGCUAUGUGGCCAUCUGCAACCCCCUUAGAUACCCUGUGGUCAUGAGCAAGGCUGCCUAUGUGCCCAUGGCUGUCAGCUCCUGGGUGGCUGGUGGUGCUAACUCCUUGGUGCAGAUCUCCCUUGCGGUGCAGUUGCCUUUCUGCGGGGACAAUGUCAUUAAUCACUUCAUCUGUGAGAUCCUGGCCGUCUUAAAGCUAGCCUGUGGUGACAUCUCCAUCAAUGUCAUCAGCAUGGGGGUGGCCAAUGUGAUCUUCCUGGGGGUUCCAGUUCUGUUCAUCUUUGUCUCCUACAUCUUCAUCCUCUCCACCAUCCUGAGGAUCCCCUCUGCCGAGGGGAGGAAGAAGGCCUUCUCCACCUGCUCUGCCCACCUCACCGUGGUGAUCGUCUUCUAUGGGACCAUCCUCUUCAUGUACGGGAAGCCCAAGUCCAAGGACCCACUGGGGGCAGACAAGCAGGACCUUGCUGACAAGCUCAUCUCCCUCUUCUAUGGACUGCUGACCCCCAUGCUGAACCCCAUCAUCUAUAGCCUGAGGAACAAGGAUGUGAAGGCCGCUGUGAGGAACCUGGCAAGUCACAGAUGCCUCACCUCAUAA
Messenger RNA from Mus pahari (shrew mouse), 792 nucleotides. Its product is annotated as olfactory receptor 13C7-like. The coding region runs from base 1 to 792 and encodes 263 amino acids. Gene Ontology annotation, biological process: G protein-coupled receptor signaling pathway. The transcript is spliced from 3 exons. The record is from RefSeq and is a predicted model, not a curated record. Lineage: Eukaryota; Metazoa; Chordata; Mammalia; Rodentia; Muridae. Gene Ontology annotation, molecular function: G protein-coupled receptor activity; olfactory receptor activity. Gene Ontology annotation, cellular component: membrane.